AAAGAGAGGGAGAGGGAUCAAAUUAGAAAAUUGAAAUUGAAAUUGGAAAAAAAAAACGCUCCUUUUUUUCCGCCAGAGUAGAGAGAAGGAUGGAGGAGUUCAGUCCAACGCCGUGUCCCUCCACCGUAACAGUCCGCCGUAACCCUCCUCGAAAAGCCAGAGCCACUCCGUACACCACCGCAGCUAAACCACCUCCCUCCUCGAACACUCACUACGUCCCUUCGUUCCCGAUCGACGAGAUUCUCUCCAUCCAGAUCCCUCAACCCGAACCCGAACCCAAACCCUCUGUCUCCGUUUCUGAGAGCUUGAAGAUCUUCCUGAGAAUAAAGCCCCUGAGGGUCUUCAGCAAGGCAACCGCCGCGGCGAAGAGCAGACCUAGAAACGUCUGGCCUCAAAACCCUUCGAAGAAGCACAACGUCGCGAAAGAGAGUAGGAGUAAGAAGAGCGAGGAAGCUUGUAUCACUCUCAACGAUUCACACUCAGUCACGCUGACUCCGCCUCAGGCGUUGCAAGAGCUGAAACGAAGCAAGACUGAGGUCUUCGAAGGGUUUUCUCACGUUUUUCCUGCCGACUGUUCGCAGAGCGAUGUGUAUGGUAAGAUGGUUCAGCCUUUGUUGGAGGAUUUCUUGAAUGGGAAGAGUGGAAUGUUGGCUGCUUUGGGUCCUAGCGGCUCUGGGAAGACUCACACUGUCUUUGGAACUCCCAAGGAUCCUGGUGUUGUCCCGCUUACGCUCCGUCAGAUUUUCAAGAAGAGAGAUGAGACUUCUCCUCCUGUGUCUUUGAGGUUAUUUUACUUGUCUAUAUUUGAGAUAUGCUCCGAGCGAGGGAAAGGGGAGAAAGCUUAUGAUUUACUUGGAGAUGGAAGCUCUGAGUUGUCUGUGCAGCAAUCAACCAUCAGGGGUUUGAAAGAGGUGCCGAUCCGGAAUUUGGAGGAAGCAGAGUCCUUAAUUGGACAGGCGAUGCUGAAACGUGCUACAGCUACAACAAAUUCAAAUAGCCAGUCAAGUCGCUCACAGUGCAUCAUUAACAUAAGAGCAGCAUCCGAGGGCGUUUCUAACGAGACAAAAGUGCAGUCUGCUGAUGCUAUGCUGACUAUAGUUGACUUGGCGGGAGCCGAAAGGGAGAAGAGAACUGGCAAUCAGGGAGAAAGGUUGGUCGAGAGUAAUUUCAUCAAUAAUACAUCCAUGGUUUUCGGUCAAUGUUUGCGGUCAUUGUUGGAGUACCAGAAGAACCGAAAGAAGGGACUGCAGAAACAUCAUCAAAAUUCUCUGUUAACAAGGUACUUGCGAGAUUAUCUAGAAGGAAAGAGGAGGAUGGCUUUGAUUAUAACAGUCAAAGCAGGAGAAGAAGAUUAUCUUGAUACCUCCUAUCUCUUAAAACAAGCAUCGCCGUACAUGAAAAUCAAAUUUGAUAACACUGAGGAGGUUUGCAACAAGAGGCAGCUCAAGACAUUUCCAAGAGUUGAGAAAAACAAGAAAAUGAAACUCAGUGCUCCCAAGACUUCCCAAAUUGCAGAGACUGUUGCUGGAGAGAAAAACCAAAUUACUCAGGAGGUGAAUUUGGAGGGAAAGAAAGCUGAUCAAACAGAGAAAUCAUCUCCAAAGCUGGAGGAUAACAACGACAGAGAGCACAUCAUCAUGCGGAAUUUUGCUAAAGUCGUGUGGAAUGUCCUGAAGCAGUACAACGAGAAAUUAAAAGUUGCAGAAGGUGACAUUUGCACUCUCAAGGAAAGCCUUAAAAACGAACAACUCAAAUCACGGGGAUUAGAGGCAGAGUUGAUCAAUCUUAAGUCAAACCUGGCAGAACCAUGUCUACCUGAGGUAGAAGCACUUGUCCAUGCAAAAGAACAGAUCGAGGUUGACACAAGUUUGGCUAAUGAGAAUGAGUUUGGAUACGAUUUUGAUUUUCACCUUCUUAUUCCCCUACCAAAGAUCAUCAAUGCUAAUCAUAACAAUUUUCAGACAAAUGUCGAUGAUGAUGAUCCUUGCGACCUUAUCGAGUCAAGAAGUGAAGUAACCGCAGACGGAUGCUAUGAGUCUCCAGUUGUACCAAACAAAAGUUUAGUACCUGGCUUAGGAAACGAGGAAAUCUCCAGUGAAGAGCAAAAAUGUGCCAAGCAAGAUGAUCCUUGCAACCUUAUCGAUUCAACAAGUGAAGUCACUGCAGAAGGAUGCAAUGAGUCUCCUGUACCAAACAAAAAUGUGGUACCCGACUUAGCAAACAAGCAAGAAUGUGACAUUCAAAUUAAUCCAACACCUUCACCAGAACUAGCUGAAGUUAGUCUCAUCAACAACCGGCUGUCUAACAUUCAAACAAAGUCUGCAGUAUCCCGCAGAUUUCCAGAUUCAGAGAAACAAGAAAGACUCAGAAAACUGUUGCCAGCCUCAUCCAGAUUUAUAGCUGAGGAAAUGGAUGACUUGGAGAUCAAAGAUAAGCAGAUUGAGAAACCACAGGUUAAAUUAGCCGAGACUCGUGAUCAAAAGAAAUCAGAAUCAACUAAGGGUCGUGAAAUUGAAAUCCCUGCUCGUGAAGCAGAACCUGCAUCAACUAAAAAACAGAGGAACGAACAGAAGAAACCCAGAAGGAGGCUCCAACCUGCUUCAUCGGUGUUGUUAACAAGAGAAAUAAACACGUUAGAGAUCGAGGAUGAUGUGGCCGAGCCAAAGGGGACCAGAGGCGGAAAGAAGACAACAGUAACACAACCGAGAAGCCAAGGGAGUGUCACCCUCCUCCGUCUCCUUACAAGCAAUCUCCAUCUCUGACAAGAAAAACUCAUAUCAACAUAUAUUGUCGUACCUUUUAUUGUCUGAAGGUAAAGGGUAUAAAGUAAAAAAAAUUCUGAAAUAGGUAGCAAAAUUACAACAUGUAUUAUAAAUGGUCUAAGCUUUUUUAUAGACGCAAGAUGGAAUAGGUUAACACCAAAAACA
Molecule: messenger RNA, 2927 nt
Organism: Brassica napus (rape)
Lineage: Eukaryota; Viridiplantae; Streptophyta; Magnoliopsida; Brassicales; Brassicaceae
Product: kinesin-like protein KIN-6
Biological process (GO): microtubule-based movement
Cellular component (GO): kinesin complex; microtubule
Molecular function (GO): ATP hydrolysis activity; ATP binding; microtubule binding
Source: RefSeq, a predicted model, not a curated record